CACAUUUAUUUUUAGCAGCCAAUUGAAGAUGAAGGAGGAGGGAAAAAAUACUGAAAAAAGAGGAAAGAAAAAAGGGGAAAAAAACCCGGGAUUUUGUCAAAGAGUCACCUUCGAGCUGCAGCGAUGUGGGGUGUGAGGAACCCGGGUGUGCUUCUGGCGCUGCUCCUGCUCCCAGGGCUCGGCGAGGGCUUCAGCCUCGACGCGCGGCGGGCGCGGAUUUUCCGGGGGCCACCGGAAUCCCAGUUUGGCUACCGGGUGCUGCAGCGGGGGGGAGAUGGGGACAAGUGGCUGCUGGUGGGGGCCCCGUGGGAUGGGGAUGGCCGAGGUGACAUCUACAAGUGCGACGUGGGACUCCAAAACUCCUCCUGUGCCAAGGCCAACCUCGGGGCCGCAGUUCCGUGGCUCAGGAGCAGCGCCGGCCACCUGGGGAUGACGCUGGUGGAGUCCAAGGAUGGGGGGUUUGUGGCGUGCGCCCCGCUUUGGUCCCAGGAAUGUGGCACCUCCACGUUCAGCUCCGGCCGCUGCGUCCGGCUCGACGAGGAGCUCCGGCCCGUGGGCACCAUCGCGCCCACAGCCCAGCGUUGUUCUACCUACAUGGACAUCGUCCUGGUUCUGGAUGGCUCCAACAGCAUCUACCCCUGGGAGGAGGUGCAGGCCUUCCUCGGCAACGUCCUGGCGCGCUUCUUCAUCGGCCCCGGGCAGACCCAGGUGGGGGUGCUGCAGUACGGGGAGCAGCCGGUGCAGGAGUGGGCGCUGGGGCAGCACCCCACGGCCCAGCGGCUGCUGGAGGCCGCGCGGAACCUGACGCGGCAGGAGGGGAAGGAGACCAGGACGGCCAUGGCCAUCAGGGAGGCAUGCACCCAGUCCUUCAGCCCGGCGCGGGGCGGGCGCCCGGGGGCCGCGCGGCUGCUGCUGGUGGUGACGGACGGGGAGUCCCACGACGGCGACGAGCUGCCCGCGGCGCUGGCCGAGUGCGACCGCCGCAACGUCACCCGCUACGCCAUCGCCGUGCUGGGGCAUUACCUGCGGCGCCAGCAGGAUCCCGAGGAUUUCAUCCGGGAGAUCAAAUCCAUCGCCAGCGAUCCCGAUGAGAAAUAUUUCUUCAAUGUCACGGAUGAGGCCGCCCUCAAUGACAUCGUGGACGCUCUGGGAGAUCGGAUCUUCAGCCUGGAAGGCACCCACGGCGACAACGAGAGCGCCUUCGAGCUGGAGAUGUCCCAGAUCGGCUUUUCCAUCCACCACCUCGAGGACGGGAUCCUCUUCGGGAUGGUCGGAGCCCACGGCUGGCAGGGGAGUGUGCUGGAGGAGAGGCGGCGGGGCCGCGUGGUUCCAGCCCGGGAGGCGUUCCAGGAGGAAUUCCCGCCGCAGCUGAAGGACCACGCGGCCUACCUGGGGUACUCGGUGUCCUCGCUGCAGCUCCCGGGGGGGCAGCGCCUGUUGGUGGCCGGUGCCCCCCGCUUCCAGCACAAGGGCAAGGUCGUCCUCUUCCAGCUGGACCCCACGGGCGGCGUGACGGUGGCCCAGGCACUGGAGGGCGAGCAGAUCGGCUCCUACUUCGGCAGCGAGGUGCUGGCCCUGGACCUGGAGGGAGAUGGGGACAGCGAGCUGCUGCUGGUGGCAGCGCCCACCUACCUGGGGGGCCAGAGCAGGGAGAUGGGCAGGGUCUAUGUGUACCGUGUGGGGCAGGACCGCCUGAGCCCCGCGGGGUCGCUGCUCCCCGAGCCGAGCCCGCAGGAUUCCCGGUUCGGUUCCGCCCUGGGCGCGGUGCCCGAGCUGGGCCAGGACGGGCUGGCCGGGGCCGUGGUGGGGGCUCCGCUGGAGGAUGAGCACCGUGGGGCUCUCUACGUGUUCCACACAGCCCCAGGCUCGCUCCUGCCCCGCUGCAAGCAGCGCAUCGAGGCGGCGGCGCUGGGCUGGAGCCUCCGGUACUUCGGGAUCAGCGUGGACGGACGGGUGGACAUGGACGGGGACGGGCUGGUGGACGUGGCCGUGGGGGCACAGGGGGCGGCCGUGCUGCUGCGGUCCCGCUGGAUUGUCCAGGUGUCCGCGGGGGUGUCGGUGGAGCCGGCGGCCGUCAGUGUCACCCGGCGGAACUGCCGCCGCGGCGGCUCCGGUGCCGUCUGCCUCCGUGCCAGGAUCUGCUUCCGCGGCCGGAGCCGCGCGCGGAGCGGCCCCGGGGACGUGGAUCUGGAUCUCCGGUACAACGUGUCCCUGGAGGAGGAGCGGAUCCCGGGAUCCCGAGCCGCCUUUGACUCCGGCGGCCGCCGGCUGCUGCAGCGCCGCACGGAGCUGCGGUUGGGCGGGCAGAGCUGCACCCGCGUCCCCUUCCACGUCCUGGACACCUCGGAUUACCUGCGGCCCCUCAGCCUCAGCCUCACCUGGGCGCUGGAUGCGGCUGCGAGGGCGGUGCUGGAUGAGGCGUCUCCCACCAGCGUCCGCAAACUGAUCCCGUUUUUCAAAGAUUGCGGGGACGACGACGAGUGCGUCGCCGACCUGGUGCUCAAGGCCACCACGGACAUCGUGGGCUCCAGGCACAGCCCCCACGUCGUGCGGAAGGGCCGGAGGCGGAUGCUGGUGGAGGUGGAGCUGGAGAACCGGGGGGAGAACGCCUACAACGCCAGCCUGUGGCUGCACCUGCCCGGGAACCUGCACUUCUCCAGCCUUGUGCUCCAGGAUCCCAGCUCGGUCAAGCUGGAGUGCUCAGCCCUGGGGGGACACCGCCGGCGCUGCAGCGUGGGCUACCCCGUCUUCCGCUCACAGGCCAAGGUGUCCUUCACCCUGGAGCUGGAGUUCAGCUGCUCCGUCCUGCUGGACCGCGCCGAGGUCACGCUCAGGGCCACCAGUGACAGCGCCGAGGCCACGCCAGAGGACAACACGGUCAAGGUGUCGGUGCCCGUCCGCUACGAGGCCAACCCGUUCCUGUCCAGUGCCACCAGCCCCCAUCGCUACGAGCUGCCCCCCCCGGGCACCUCCACCCCCAGCCCCGAGUUCAUCACCAGGCUCAAGGUGCAGAAUUUGGGGUGCUUCCCCCUGCAGAACGUCACCCUGCGCGUGGCCCUGCCGGCGCUGGCUGUCACCCGGGUCCUGGCGGAGAACGCCACCUGCGGGCUGAGCCCCCCCGAUGGGGGCACCCCCAAAGUGCCCCCGGUGCCCCCCGAGGAUCUGCGGCACAGCGAGAGGCUGGACUGCUCCAACUCUCGCUGCCGGGAGCUGCGCUGUGCCCUGGCGGGGCUGGAGCGCGGCGCGGCCGCGUCCGUCGAGCUCCGGCGGAGCCUCCGCGGGGCCGCCCUGGGCCCGGUGAAAUUCCGGAGCCUGAGGCUCGUCAGCAGCGUCUGCCUGGGGGUGGUGGGGGAGCUGCUGCUGCUGGAGGAGGGGGCGCAGUGCCGGGAGCUGGAGCUGGAGCUGCUCCGGGCCCGGCCGGUGCCGGUGUCCCUGUGGAUCCUGGGGGGCAGCGCCCUGGGGGGGCUCCUGCUGCUGGCCCUGCUCAGCCUCGGCCUCUGGAGGAUGGGAUUUUUCUCCCGCCCGAAGCCCCCCCGGGAGGAGGAGGAGGAGGAGGAGGAGGAUGAAGAGCGCUGAGGUGGCCGAGGACGUCCCAGCCCCUUCCCCCCGGGACAUUCCGGGAUUUGGGAUUGGGGAAGGGACGAGGGAACGACGCUGGAGCCCCGAGGAUGGAGCUGGGAGUGGGAAAAGUGGGAAUGAACUGGAAAAUCAAUCAAUAAAAUAAAAUAAAAUAAAAUAA
Taeniopygia guttata (zebra finch) is the source of this 3739-nucleotide messenger RNA. It is a transcript of the gene ITGA10, whose product is annotated as integrin subunit alpha 10. Gene Ontology annotation, biological process: cell adhesion mediated by integrin; cell-cell adhesion; integrin-mediated signaling pathway. The record is from RefSeq and is a predicted model, not a curated record. NCBI's taxonomy places the organism in Eukaryota, Metazoa, Chordata, Aves, Passeriformes, Estrildidae. Gene Ontology annotation, molecular function: integrin binding. Gene Ontology annotation, cellular component: external side of plasma membrane; integrin complex.